Pogona vitticeps (central bearded dragon) is the source of this 4351-nucleotide messenger RNA. It is a transcript of the gene CPEB4, whose product is annotated as cytoplasmic polyadenylation element binding protein 4. Gene Ontology annotation, cellular component: cytoplasm; synapse; neuron projection. Gene Ontology annotation, biological process: negative regulation of cytoplasmic translation. Lineage: Eukaryota; Metazoa; Chordata; Lepidosauria; Squamata; Agamidae. The record is from RefSeq and is a predicted model, not a curated record. Gene Ontology annotation, molecular function: translation factor activity, RNA binding; mRNA 3'-UTR binding; ribosome binding.
UCCAGCUGGUUGUCAUUUCGAUCGGAGGCUCCGUCCUGUGGAGACGACGGCGGCGGCGGCUGAGGCUGAGGCGGCCGGGCCGGAGCGACGCACCGGCAGAUUGACAGAACCACUGCCCCCCGCCAGCCUCGCAACGUGAAAGGAGAGACCCCCCCUCUUCCUACCCGCAAAACGAUUGUUUUACAUGAGGGGCAAAGAACAACGCCGGGAGGAGCCAAGGCGGAGGAGAAGCAGCAGCAGAAGCAGCCGCCGCAACACCAGCCGCCCCAGAGCCUCGGCAGCGGGAGGAAAGGCAGGACCUCUGGGAGCUGCGCACACCGCCGGCGACACCUCCUUCUCCUCCCCGUCGUCGUCGUCGUCGUCCUCCUCCUCCUCAGGAGCCAGGCUCGACACCGCCCCUCCCUGCUCUUUCGCCACUUAAGCGGUCCUCGUGACCCUCCUCCCUUGUGAAGCCGGCUCCCAUGGGGGAGAGAGGAGCCCGGCCCCCCGCCAGCGCCGUCCCCUCCCCGCCGGAGACUGCUCCCCUCCUGAGGCAGCCACGAUUCAUUUGAAGGACACACAAAUAUCGGAUCAGAAUAGGAGGCGAGCUUGGAAAAGCAGGAACCCACCCAAACAGCAGCAGCGGCAAGAAUCCACUCUUCUGCUCCUGCACAAUUCAAUCUGUACACAUACGCCCAACACUACCGAAUACUAAUAUCUACUAGAGAUUAAGAAAAUAACAAAUCCUUACGCUUUUCCCCGCAUUUACAUAGAAAGGCCUUGUAAGAAGGGCAUCUGCAUAGAGCAUAUUACUCAUACAUACAGUUCUCCAAGGCAGCAGUACAGGUGUGGGGAGGGAGCCUUCCUAUAUAGUUCCUUUAUUCCUUUGAGAUCCUGAGGUAAAAUCUUUACAUUUUAAGCAUCAAAGACUGUUAGAAUAGAAUACAGAUAUAUAUUAGAUUAUAUAGAAUUUAUUAAAUUAUUCCAAAUCUAAAUAUAUUUUUUAGAGGUGUGAAGGAGUGAGGAGUACCAGAUGUCAUGGUAUUUUCCCUGGGCUAAUGCUUACAUGGGCAGGCUGAGGUGGUUGAUAAGGCAAGAAAGCUAAAAUAAAUAAAUAAAUAAACCCCUCCCAGGAGUUUUGUUUCAUCCCAAAUUCAUUCCUGUGCAUUUCCUUUUAGGAAAAGGAAAUCUCUUAUUUUGUUAACCAAAGAUUUACUUUCUAUUUUUUUUCCUGGCUGUUGGAAGGAAGCAAAGACGAAUUGACCCAUGUCAAUGUUUUAAAUUCUUCUCACUUGUAAGAAUCUAGGAGUAGUAUCCAAAUCAGAUAUCCUCAGUGUGUACGUAGAAAAUAAGUGGAAGAUCUGUUAUAAAAAUUUUCAUUUCAUUUGCUUUAGUAGAGGAAUAUAAACAUUUUAAGGUUUGUUUGUUUUUUUUUUUUUUUCAGGCGGAAUUCAAACUCUAAAUAAAAUAAAUGGGGGAUUACGGGUUUGGCGUGUUAGUGCAAAACAACACCGGGAAUAAGUCAGCUUUUCCAGUCAGAUUUCAUCCACAUCUGCAGCCUCCACACCACCAUCAAAAUGCAACCCCCAGCCCUGCUGCUUUUAUAAAUAACACAGCUGCCAAUGGCAGUAGUGCUGGGUCAGCUUGGCUCUUUCCUGCUCCAGCUGCCCAUAACAUUCAGGAUGAGAUUCUGGGGUCAGAAAAAUCUAAAACUCAGCAACAGGAAAAACAAGACUCCCUAGAAAAACAACAGCUUUCCCCUAGUCAAAGUCAGGAAACAGGCAUGUUGCCUGAUUCUGAGAAAGCUAAAUCUGAAGAAAACCAGGGGGAUAAUUCUUCUGAGAAUGGCAGUGGAAAAGAAAAAAUAAGAAUAGAAUCACCAGUGUUAACAGGAUUUGAUUACCAAGAGGCUACAGGGCUAGGUACUUCAAGCCAGCCCUUGACAUCUACUGCAUCUUCUCUGACUGGUUUCAGUAACUGGUCAGCAGCUAUAGCUCCUUCUUCUUCAACAAUAAUUAAUGAAGAUGCAAGUUUCUUCCACCAGGGAGGGGUUCCUCCUGCUUCAGCUAAUAAUGGUGCUUUGCUGUUUCAGAAUUUUCCACAUCAUGUCAGCCCUGGUUUUGGGGGUAGCUUUUCCCCUCAGAUUGGACCCCUCUCUCAGCACCACCCUCAUCACCCCCAUUUUCAGCAUCAUCACAAUCAACAUCAGCAACAGAGGAGGUCUCCUGCAAGCCCUCAUCCACCUCCAUUUACACAUAGAAAUGCUGCUUUUAAUCAACUGCCUCACCUUGCUAAUAAUCUUAACAAACCACCUUCUCCAUGGAGCAGCUACCAAAGCCCAUCACCUACACCAUCUUCUUCAUGGAGUCCUGGUGGUGGUGCAGGAUAUGGUGGGUGGGGUGGGUCCCAAGGGCGAGACCACCGCAGGGGACUGAAUGGAGGAAUAACACCCCUGAACUCCAUCUCACCCCUGAAGAAGAAUUUCCCAAGUAAUCAUAUCCAGUUGCAGAAGUAUGCACGGCCUAGCUCCGCUUUUGCUCCAAAAUCUUGGAUGGAUGACAGUUUGAAUCGAGCUGACAAUAUCUUUCCUUUUCAGGAUCGCACAAGAACCUUUGACAUGCAUUCACUGGAGAACUCGUUAAUUGACAUAAUGAGAGCUGAAAGUGAUUCACUGAAAGCAAGGACAUAUGGGAGAAGGCGAGGCCAGUCCUCUCUGUUUCCAAUGGAAGAUGGGUUUCUGGAUGAUGGACGUGGUGAUCAGACUCUCCAUAGUGGCUUGGGAUCACCCCAUUGCUUCUCCCACCAAAAUGGCGAGCGUGUGGAACGGUACUCCCGCAAGGUGUUUGUAGGGGGUUUGCCCCCUGAUAUUGAUGAAGAUGAGAUCACAGCUAGUUUUCGUCGCUUUGGCCCUUUGAUUGUGGAUUGGCCUCACAAGGCUGAAAGCAAGUCUUAUUUUCCUCCUAAAGGAUAUGCAUUUUUGCUGUUCCAAGAUGAAAGCUCUGUACAGGCUUUGAUUGAUGCAUGCAUUGAAGAGGAUGGAAAGCUCUACCUGUGUGUUUCCAGUCCUACAAUUAAAGACAAACCGGUUCAAAUCCGACCUUGGAAUCUUAGUGAUAGUGACUUUGUGAUGGAUGGCUCACAGCCUCUUGAUCCACGAAAAACCAUUUUUGUGGGAGGAGUUCCACGACCCCUACGAGCAGUGGAGCUUGCAAUGAUCAUGGACCGGCUGUACGGAGGAGUUUGCUAUGCUGGAAUUGACACAGACCCUGAGCUGAAGUACCCAAAAGGAGCUGGGCGUGUUGCAUUUUCUAAUCAACAGAGUUAUAUAGCUGCUAUCAGUGCCCGCUUUGUUCAGCUGCAACAUGGAGAGAUAGAUAAACGGGUGGAAGUUAAGCCAUAUGUCUUGGAUGAUCAGCUGUGUGAUGAAUGUCAGGGGGCCCGUUGUGGUGGAAAAUUUGCUCCAUUUUUCUGUGCUAACGUUACCUGUCUGCAGUAUUACUGUGAAUAUUGCUGGGCUGCUAUCCAUUCACGCGCUGGCAGGGAAUUCCACAAGCCCCUGGUGAAAGAGGGAGGAGAUCGCCCGAGACAUAUUUCAUUCCGCUGGAACUAAGUGAUUACUGCAAUGCGUUCAUAUGCAGGCCUCAAAAUAAGUGCACUCUUCUGUUCUCCCGAUUCCCUUGCCCUCCCUUCCUCUUCUCUCUUACUCAAGAUAGCAUGUCCUACUGUUAUAGUAUGUAACUUAACAAUAGUGUAACAAAAGAAUGACCUAUAACCAUAUAGGUAUUUUGUAGAAUCUUGUCAUUAAACUGUAUAGGGAACGCCUUUUCAUAUGGAUAACACAGCGCAUGAAAGCCAGGUUCUCUUACCUUUACUUACCCAGGGGACAGUGCUUUCCUGCUAUCUUUUCUUGAAGGGAGAGAGAACAAUAUUAAGAGAAGAGAAAUGAAACAAUAGAGUAUUUUGUUUUUUAAUUAAAUUAUUGCUAAUAACAAAAAUCAUUAGAAUACUUUUAUUAAAGUAACCACAAGAUAGGAAAACUAUGAGUCUAUUCUGACACUUUGUCCAAUCCGCCCUUCCCUUGCUUUCCCCUCUACCCCCCCCACCCAAAGCUCUGGGGAGCCUGUUUUCUUGCCGCCUAUGAUUUUAUAGCAAUGGAAGCAGUUAGCCGUUAACCUAGUAACAGGAAAGAGCAUGUUUAAAGCAACAAAAAUGCAUGAGCAAGGUUUAAAGCAGCAUUAUUUUUUAUUUAAGGGUUCCGAAGCUAAAUUGUUUAGCACAGUAUGUGUGUCUCACCGUGCCUCCAACUUCCCACCACAUUCAAACUUUUACUAAUUGAGUAGGCAGAGCUUAAAUCUGUGUUCUUCAUCCAAGC